AUGUCCACACAAGUGCUUUUUACCCCUUCAUUCCAGUUACCUGAUCAGCCUCUAGCCCUUCUUUCGUACCUGAAUUCCGGGCAGGUCACUCCAUUCCAAUUUUUCAAUGAAGUUAUCAUGCCCAUUUUUGUGUAUCAUGUAAAACAUUUUCCAACUGAAAUAGAUUAUGAAAAUCAGAAAAGCAGCAGCACCACCAACAGUGAAGAAGACUCUUCCUCUUGUAAUCUGCAAACAAUACUUCAGAAAAUCCAGAGUAAUCUCAUUUACAUAAAAAACGCGUAUGGCAGACUGAAGCAAUGGGAAGAUCAUGUCAACCGUGCUAUCAAAGAUUUAGCUCUUCAAAGCUUAAAUGGUGCCUUGAAAGAGAGAGCGGAGACACUCGAAAACAGCAGCAGAUCAAAUUUUCUUCACAAGCAGCUUAACGAAACUCUCAGCAUCACCUCCAGUUUAAAAAAGUUUCUCUCUCACCCUCCUCAUUUAUCUUCUGAGAGCUUAAAAUCCAUGGUGCGGGCAGAAUUCAACCUUCAUCAUUCCUUGGCAGAACAGAAAGAUGUGAACUUGCAAAACAUGACAGAAGAGAGUUCAGCUUUCAAAGAAACUGAGAAAGCCUAUGAAGGUCUAGAUGUAAAGCAGCGGAGCUGCUUCCUCUGCUUCUCAGUUUUCCCUGAAAAUGCUAUCAUAAAGAAGAAAGUUUUAGUCCAUUGGUGGGUUGGUGAGGAGGAGUCUAUAGAUGAGAAGAUGGCAAAUGAAUUCUUCAAGGAAUUUACAGAAAAAGGUCUCAUCAAGCCGGAAUACAAAAAGCGCAGACCAAGUGCUGACAGCUGCAGUAUGGACCCUGCUACUCGUUAUGCCGUGAUCGAGCUUGCAAAGAGAUAUGGGUUCUUCAAUUUCGAUGCGGAUCGAAAUCCUACCGAAGACUUUACUUGCUCUGGAAGAGCAUGCCUGGUAAAAACCGAAGAAGGUUCUUCUAUACUCAAAUUGCCAUGCCAUUUUAAACAGGAGAAAGUUCAAAGUAUGAUCAAUGUCAAUGAGCCCAAUCUUGACUUCAGACCAGACUGGUUCUCGAAGAUGAAAAACGUCAAAGUGUUGCAGCUUGGAAGAUGGCAGCGCUCUGCCGAACAUCUGAUUCAGGUAGAGGACAGCAGGUUCUUAAAAGGGUUGAAGAAUAUGAGACAUCUCCGGUACUUGAGUCUUCGAGGAGUCACUGGAAUUUCUGAGCUCCCGGCUGCAGUCUGCAAACUCAGCAAUCUGAGGAUCCUGAACCUCAACGGCUGUCUUCAUUUGGAGAAAAUUCCUCAAGGGAUAGGCUCACUCAAGAACCUGACACACUUAGAUAUGUACGAGUGCUACUUGAUGAGCCACAUGCCGAAAGAACUUGCUUCGCUCUCACAGCUCCAAGUGCUUAAGGGGUUUGUGAUUGGUGAGCCAAGGGCUGCAGGAGGUGGACGCCAGCCCUGUAAGCUGGCUGAUUUGUCAAGCUUGCAACAUCUAACAAAGUUGAGUAUCCAUGUAGACAAAAAGUUCAGCGCUGUGGAAAGAGAGCUGGUUUCUUUGGCAGAUUUUGAAAAGCUCCGGUCUUUAUCCAUAUCAUGGUCAACACUUUAUUGCCAACCUCCAACUCUCCAGAGGAGACUAACCAACAAGUUAGCCAGCCUCCCAAAAUUAAAAUCAGCAAAAUCAUUGCCUUCAACAACGCCGCCAGUUUCACGAUCACGUCUUGCUCUUUUGGAGAAACUUAACCUCCAUUACUUCCCUGGUUCUAAGAUUCCUGAUUGGUUGACGCAAUGGGAAUUAAAUAACCUAAAGAAGCUCCAAAUCAGUGAGGGAGGGCUCUCAGAUUUGCGUUACGGAAAUCAAUGCCGAUGGAACGUCAAAAUUUUACGCUUGAAGUACUUGGAAGAAUUGCAGAUGGAUUGGCCAAGCCUGCAAGAAUUGUUUCCAAAGAUGAAUUACUUGGAGAUAUUCGAUUGUCCUAAACUCAGUUCCAUGCCGUGCGAUAAUGAGCGUGUGUGGGUACAGGCAGGCUCAAAGCAAGCAGAAGCAUCGAACAGCAAUCAUCAUUAA
This is a messenger RNA of Malus domestica (apple), 2064 nucleotides long. Its product is annotated as disease resistance RPP13-like protein 4. Gene Ontology annotation, biological process: defense response to other organism. The record is from RefSeq and is a predicted model, not a curated record. Lineage: Eukaryota; Viridiplantae; Streptophyta; Magnoliopsida; Rosales; Rosaceae.